CGGUGUUGCUUAACAACCGUUAAUACAACUCGAGCUCGAGCGCACAACGAAUUUGGAAAUCUCGGCAGCGGCGACUCGACGAGCAGCGCGCAUUCGUGAAAGUGCGUCGUUGUAGUUGGCGUUGUGCGUGUGCGUGUGCGUGAGCGUGAUCAACUUGGAGCCGCGCACUCAGUCGACUGCAUUUACGAAAUACUAGAGUUGCCACAUCGUUUGCGCACAUGAAAGUACAUAGAGCAUAAAUCCAUAACAACAACGUAAACAUAAACAGCAACAGCACAGAACASCCCAGGGWAAAGGACAAGAAAAUAGCAGCGAUUCAAUCCAGACUUCAAAUGAAAACAUUAGUGCUCAGUCCGGACGAUCUGCAGAACUUUAACAAGUUCAUUUACGAUCCGAAAUCAGCAGCUCAGUUGGCAGCCAGUGCGGGCGCCAUUGCAGCAGCCGCCCAUGGACAUCCAGGAGGCGUGCAGCUAGUGGCAGGCGGCAGCGCGGUGCCCGUCACCACGAUGAGCACUGUGGGGGGCGGCGGCACAGGCGCCGGCGCGGGCUCAGUGAAUAAUACCAACAAGCUAAUGGCAUUGCACUACUAUCUGAAUCAUCAGGGCAACUAUGUGGGCACAGCGCAGCCGGCGGGCAACAACAACGCAGCCGCAGCUCAUGCGCAGCAGCAACAGCUGCUCGCACAGUCGCAGACACAGCUGAAGCAACUGCAGCUGAAACAGCCGACCAUACACCAGCACCAGCAGCACAUCAGCUAUCAUCAUCACCAUCCCUACUACCAGCAGCACCAACAGCAGCCGCAGCAGCAACAGCAACAGACGCAGCUGAGCCACAGCCAUCACGGGCAACACAAGGUGCAGGUGCAGGUGCAGCAGCAGCAGCAGCAGCAACAGCAGGUGCAACAAAGUCAACAGAAUCAUUUGCCUGUGCAUGCGCUCAAUCAGAACUCAAAUUUCUCGGCGGCCAGUUCCAGCACAGGAGGCACUGCGUCCAGCCAUGCGCCCACACAGCAAUCGAACGGCUCCAGCGUCUCACCCACAAUCAUCAGCCAUCAGCCACGCGGCGCAGUAGCAAUAGCCGGUGGCAGCAACAGCAAUAUCGCUGCCGCGGCAAAUGCGCUGCUGCGUGCCACAGCUGCGGCCAGUGUGCCGGGCUCCUCAUCAGUGUCAGCAUCAGCGAUAGCGUCUUCGUCGUCAGGUUCAUCCUCGUCAUCCUCUUCAACGUCGUCGUCCGCCUCGUCAACAUCCGCGUCCGGCUCCGCCAACUGUGCCAAGAAACUGAAAACAGAGCCGCUCCUCUCGCAAUACAAUCAAACGGAGCGUCUCAACUUUGCCAACACGUACAUCGUGUGGAGCGAGGAGCAUUGGCGCCGUGUGAUCUUCCAUGAUGAGCGACGCUUUAAUUUGGAUGGCCCCGAUGGUUUCUCCUACUAUUUUCACGAUCUGCGCAACUAUGAGCGCACGCUGUCGCAGCGGCCGCGUGGCAACUCCGUCUACAUCUACCUGAUGAUCUGCGUCGGUGGCCCUAUCCAUCUGGAAGUCUCGUCCGCCAAGCAGCGGCCCGAAUCCUGCAUCGAGGCCAUCUUACGGGAGCGCCCCAAUAUUAUCAGCAAACUGGGCGGCAAUACAGAGUUUGUGCUGCAAGAUCACAAUUGGAUGUCGCAUGCUCUGCCCACCGCACAGGAGCUGCUCAAUGGUGAGGGCUUGAAGACCCAAAAGUGGCCYACAAUUGCCCACGAUUUGAACAUCAUGGAGAACAUUUGGGGCUGGCUGAUACGCGAGGUGUUUGACGGCGGUCGAAAGUUCUCGCGCAAGGACGACCUCAUUUUCCGCAUCAAG
This is a messenger RNA of Drosophila arizonae, 1838 nucleotides long. RefSeq lists its product as uncharacterized. Gene Ontology annotation, molecular function: nucleic acid binding. NCBI's taxonomy places the organism in Eukaryota, Metazoa, Arthropoda, Insecta, Diptera, Drosophilidae. The record is from RefSeq and is a predicted model, not a curated record.